ACUAGACUUGAUGAGACUUUGGGUGUUGUUCAAGCAAAAGCCACAGUUCAUAACAUGAUAAAACUCUUGGAAGAAGAAUAUGUAGAAAAAGUUGUGAAUCAUCUACCAAAACAAAUAACUGACAAACAGCCUGCCAAAUGUAAGCUGGACCAAAAUACAGCAAAUUUGCCAAGUCUUUCCAAGGCACCAUCCAGAAACAAAGUCAAAAAGCAGAAGUUAUCUGACCAACAAGAUUGUGAAAUGCAAGGAGAUAGUGAGGACAGCAAGGAAUUCAGUGAUGUUGAACGACAAUAUGUGUCCACCCAACUUGAGAAAUUUGGGUAUAUGAUUGAUCAAGACCUUUCCCCAGAAACAGGAUUUAAAAGCCUG
This is a messenger RNA of Paraglomus occultum, 369 nucleotides long. The record is from the annotation of a GenBank genome assembly. Lineage: Eukaryota; Fungi; Glomeromycota; Glomeromycetes; Paraglomerales; Paraglomeraceae.